CCAAACAUAGGAGAUUGUUCUUCCUGCACUGCUCUGUCUCGCACUAUAAAUCUUUCUUUUUGGUCAACAGGGAACAGUUAAUGCCAGAAUACAACAUUUAUUUUUCUGAUACAUUACUCAGAAGAACCAUUGGCUUGUGCAAACACUGAAUGGAAUUAGAAAGCUUUCCUUUGACCUUGCGUAAAUGGCCACAGAUGUAAAUAUCACAUUUGUUGGGCAGCUGUAGCUGGUUCCUUCGGAUUUACAGGAGGACUGGAAGGAGGCUAACAAAUUUGUCGAACUUAUUUUGAAUCCUGAUGCAAAGGCAGAGCUUACAACAUCCACAAAGUAACAAAUAUCAAUAGUAGAAGUCGGAGUCAAAAGUGUGGUGCUGGAAAAGCGCAACAGAUCAGGCAGUAUCCAAGGAGCAGGAAGCAUUUAUUAAAAAUAAUGGGGGAACGCUUUGAUUGUCAUUAUUGCAAGGAAUACCUUUAUGGCAAGAAGUAUAUCUUGCGGGAAAACGACCAGUAUUGUGUUAAAUGUUAUGAAAAUCUGUAUGCUAACAUGUGUGAAGAGUGUAAGGCACCAAUCGGCAGUGACUGUAAGGAUUUGUCCUAUAAGGAUCUUCACUGGCAUGAAAAAUGUUUCAACUGUGCUAAAUGUAGCUGUUCUCUGGUUGAAAAACCUUUUGCUGCCAAGGAUGAAAAUCUGCUGUGUAAUGAAUGCUAUUCGAAUGAAUACUCUUCAAAAUGCUUCACCUGCAAAAAGACCAUCAUGCCUGGAUCUCGUAAAAUGGAAUACAAGGGAAACAGUUGGCAUGAAACGUGCUUCACUUGCAAACGCUGCCGGCAGCCAAUGGGAACUAAAUCUUUUAUCCCCAGGGAAAAUGAUGCCUACUGUGUCCCAUGCUAUGAAAAGCAGUUUGCUCAGCACUGUUCAUCCUGCAAGAAGGCAAUAACAAGUGGAGGGGUGAGUUAUCAUGACCAGCCUUGGCAUAAGGAGUGCUUUCUGUGUACUGGAUGCAAAAUGCAACUAGCUAAUCAGCGUUUCACUUCGAGGGAUGACUUCCCAUAUUGUCUGGAUUGUUUCAGCAACCUCUAUGCUAAGAAGUGUACAGCUUGUGGAAAAGCAAUUGCUGGUCUCGGAGGUUCAAAGUAUAUCUCCUUUGAAGAUCGCCAGUGGCACAACGAUUGCUUCAAUUGUAAAAAAUGUGCCAUCUCUUUGGUCGGUCGAGGAUUUCUCACAAAACGAGACGAUGUCCUCUGUCCCGAAUGUGGUCGCGAUGCUUAAACUGUGAAAUCAAAUCAAACCUGGAUUUUGGAAUAAGUGGUAGCACAAUUCUGUCUUUCAAAAUAUAUCUGCAGCUUUCAACAUAGUAAUAAGCAUAAUCAAUAACCUUUGGCAAGCACUCAAUGGGCCAGAUUUUGUAGACAACAGAGAAGCAAUGGCACUGAUCAUUGACCUCAAAGGAAUCUACCCACACUGAUGUAGUUGUCUCUAUGGUGUAUUUCUCCCCAUUCUCAUUUCACAGCAGCAUUUGCUUUCAAGACAUGGGGGUGUAAGAUAUGCAGUAGUAUGGAGCAGGUAAGCAGCCAAUCACACUGAAGUGUUCGCAUGCUUCAAACUAAAGGGUUAAAACGCUUAACAUCCAACACUUAUAUAUAUAUAUAUAAAUAUUGCGGAUCCUGAAAAUCUGAAGUGCAAACAGGAAAAGACUGGAAAAACUCAGCAGCAUCUAUGGAGAGAGAAACAAUGUUAAAUUUUUGGGUCCAAUGUGGCCGUUCUUCAGCACUGGACUCAAAACUUUAAUCCUGUUUCUCUGACUGCCAUCUAAAAACAAUAGACUUAUAUUACAUUGAAUAGGGUGUAACGUUUCCAAGAAUUUUGAAAUCAAGAUGAAAAAUAUAAGAAGAGGGCUUCUUCAAUUGAUUGCCUAUGGUUUACAGUCUAUAAUUGUCUCAACCUCCUGGAGAACCAUGGGAUUAUGAUUUCUGUUCCCUGAUGGUAGAUAUAAAGUGAGGAGACUUGAAAAAUCCAGUGAGGAAAUUCCCAGUUGUCUAAGCGGCUGCCCCUGAUCUGUGUGAGCAAGAUGUUAGGUGGCCCAGCCACUUUUGGAUCAUUGAGUCUCUUAAAGCAGCUAAUUAAUGGCCACUAAAGGAAAUCAUCCUUGACAGUUAGGGGACCGAUGUACGCUGAAAACACUCGGGCUGUUGCCUGACAAAAGGGUAGCCCUCCUUCGUGGGCCCCACAAAGCUCAAUUCCCUUCUCUCCACAGCCCUCCCUCCUGUCUCUUGAGCCUGGCACUGUGGGGCAAUGUGACCCUCCCUCCCCCACCCACCUCCUGGGCUGCUCACUAUGGUGGGACAGCCUGUGAUCCAAAUAGGUUUUAGCGGUCCUGCUGGCACUGACAGGUUUAAAAAGCUGAUUGCCCAACAAUCUGAUUGCUUUCAGCAUCAAAAUGUUCUGUGUCAGCUGUAGAAAUUGUGGCCCAUUCACCUUUUAACCAGAAUAGAUGGGGACUGCUGCACCCUGUAUUAUCAAGCCCCAGGAUCACUGACAGCAACAUUAAACAGUACAGACUGUAGAAAUGGUUGUGAGUUUCAGUGCUGUACGGACGAUGAAAGCUAGCAAUUUCAUCACUGGUAUUACAAAGUCUAGCCAUUGGUGUUUCUGAUAAAAGUAAUUUUUGUCUGUAGCAGAAGUUCUUUUUCAGAGUACCACACAGUAUCGUCCCUACACAAUAUAUUUUAUUUGCUUUUGCUUUCAAUGGUAGCUUUCUCAUAAAAGCAUUCCUACAUUGUUGCAGAAAUCGGAUAAAAUGUAAUAAUGUGAGCAAAGUAAGAUAUUGUAUUGACUAACCACAAUGGGCAAGCUGGUUUCACAAGAACAAAUUUAAUCUAUUUGGUGUGAAAAAUUUUAUAUUAACUAGUAAUGUCUGUAACGGGAUGGACUGCAGCAUUACUAGUGAUGAAGGAUAACAGUUGCAUUAAUAACUGUUCCUAGUGCAAUUGGGAAAUAGCAUUAGCUUGCUUUUAGACUUUGCCAGCAAUUUCUUUAAAUCAAAAUUUAAUAUAUGGAGAUGUGUUUCUGUAUUCUUCAUAUUUAACAUAGAAUGUUGUGUAAUUCUGGCCUACAUUUAGAAUUAGAUUCUCAUGUGAGAUGAGUAUAGUUAUAGAUGCAAGUUACAUUCUCUAUUUCUGAAGCAGCCUGUCCCAUUCUCACAUGCAAACUUCAAACAGUACAUAAUGUUUUAGAUGCCAUAUCUUUUCAAUGAUGAGUUUAUAUUAAAUACAGCUUACAGUGAUGCUAAACAUUCACUAAGUACAGCGGCACCUCUAAUCAGUGCAAAAUAUUGACAUUUACUUGUUUAUAUUUUUAGCUCUAGUAGUUUAUCCACUGAUCUGCCAAUAAAGCUUCAGCAGUUCACAGAGCACAAAGCAAGCAAUUCCACAACAGGUUUAACAACAAGAAAUUAAAACUCUCAUAAUAAAUGAUUUUGGAAAUCUAUGAUUAGUUUUGGAAGCAUAUAUUAGAAUAUACAGUCAUAGAAGUAAUGCCUUACAGACAGCCUUUGCCCUUUAUUUGUAAGAGACUUGCAACUUUUGCUUCCAUAUACUCUUUUGACAUCAGAUGAUGAUUUAAUACCAAUGGUGCAAAGUUUGUGUCCAUGCCACUUUGUAACAAGUUGGGCUGAAAUAUGAAAUAACUAUUUCUGGAAGGAGCAAUCAAUAGUUUACAAAAAUAAUGGAAUAUAAGUAGUAAGCAAUACAAAUUUCUUCAUAAAAUUUAGGUAUAUAUGCUGGUGAACUUAAGUGAAAAGAAAUCAGUUUUAUUUGUAGAUACAUUUAUUUUAUAUUUGUUCAAUCAAUGUUAGUGACACUUGACAAGGCUGCUUUUAUUACCUAUUCCAGUUGACCGUAAGAGAUGGUGGCCAUUUCCUUGAAAUACAUUGGUACAUGUGAGAUCUUCCCAUUAUGGUGUUUCAAAGGGAAUUUCACAAGUUCAAUCCAGCAUUAUCAAUAUUCCUAUUCCAUUAUAUAGCAAAAUUUAAUCAAGCUCAGUUUAAAACAGUCAAUUAACCCAGUGUCUACAGCUUUUUUUAGAAGAAAGAGUGGAAUUUCCAAUAUAUGGAAAGUUGCCACAGGGUAUUUAUCUUCUGAUGUGCUUAUUCUUGUCAAUAUUUCUAUAGCUUUAGCUCUUGGCGAUCCCCAGGAUUAUAUUGGAAGGAUUGCUGGUGGUAACGUUGAAGGUCAAAGAAGAUAGUUAGGUAUUUCCUGCCAUUCCAAGCACAUCUGUCCAAAGUCCUCACAGAGGAUAACAGUUGCUAUUUUAUUCUCUUAGGGUCCAUGAUUGGCAGUGAAGAUUGUGUCAUUGAUAGAAACAGCCUCACUCCUGUUUUGCAGUGUAAGAAAGAAUAUUGAAGCAACUAAAAAAAAUGAAAACACUGCUGUGUAAUGGGCUGUGUUGCAACCACCUUCCUAUAAUUAGUAUGAUUUUGCUCACUGAUCUUUUCCUUUAAAUCCAUCCCUUCACACCCCACCCCAACACCCCACCUCACCCACCAUGGGCCACAGCUCAGCUAGAUAGCCUUGACUCCCUAUUCAGUCAUUCCUGCUUAAUUUCAAGACAGCUACCCUUCCUUUGCUCUGUGUUCUGUCAGGUCUGCAGUUUGAAGUCUGAUUACAAUAGUUUCUGACAGAAAUGAAAGUGAAUUUCAGUAGGUAGUUAUUGCUGAGUAGGUGUCAUUUGAUGGUACGAUUGAUGACUCCUUCUAUCACUUGGUUGAUGUGUCUGUGGUGAUGAGGGGCAAGUUUGAGAGGGCUGAUAUCUUACUCUAAGAUGUACCUAAUGUUACUCCUGACAACAGCUUUUACACUUCCUAUUGAAUUAGGGAGCUUCAAGUUGAAUGGCGAUUGAGGCAGAAGCAUGAGGCGACAAAUUUUGAUAGAUUAUGCUGUUGCUGUUGGCCCACCAAUGCCUCGUGGUGCCCUGUUUUUGAAUUGUUCACUCUGGUUUUGUCCUACUCAGCGCAAUGGUGGCUGCCUUUCUCAAAUCCAAAAAGUAUGCCAUUAAAAUGAAGGCAGGUAUGAAUGCACAGGUAAAGCAGAAAGAUUGUAGUUGCCAAUCUAACCACUCAACUGCUGUCUGUGUCAGAGACAGAUUCACAGUUUUACAGUUCUCAUAUGUUCAUCUAAAUUCUUUGGUUAUUUGGUCCUUUCAAACUUUCCCUUUGACUAUAAUCAUAACAGCUGUGACUUACAGUAUAUUCCUGAUUGCCUGAAAAUCUGUUCACAGAAAUCUUGAAAUUUAAUGCGUCGCUUUGUGCUACAAAUCCAUAUAAAUUUAUGAUUUCCCUUUUCCUCCCUUCUUUUUGGCAAAUGUUAGCAACUUAGGUCCUAAACAUCAAGCCUUGAAUGUCUUUGAUCCAAGUAGUGGCCACACACUAAAAAGUGCAGGUUGUUUCUUCUGUGAAAGCUCUUUGAAAUGCAGCUCUUACCGUUUUUGAAUCUUCCAGUCAUGUGAAAAAAGGGUGAGAUGUAAUUUGUGUCAUACCACACAUACACAUAUUCCUGUUACUGCUUGAUGCUGUUGGGAAUACAUGGAAGUGUUUGUUUUUUCAUUUUAAAUUGUGCUUAAUUAAGUUCUGUGGACUGAAAUGUAUCACAUUUUUAAAAAUAACUUCAUCAUUUGACAUUUGACCACCACAAAGUUUUCUUUAAAGUUGAUGAAUUCACACUUAAUAAUAUUUGCAUUUUAGUGAAGAAUAUUAUGCAUUAAAGAUAUGUACUAAACUGCAGAAUGUUUCACAGUCUUAAUUCACAAUAUCCUUGGAAACAACUAAAUUAAGGCAGACUGAAUAGUGUGAUGGGUAUAAACAUGAGAAUCGUGCUUUAACUGUGACAAACUUUAGUGCUGAUACGCUCAAACAUACAUUUUAAACUGCAGUGUAAACAUCAUCAGUUGCAUGCAAAUUAGGAACUUUUCUGAGGUACAAAAGUUAUUUAUGAGUGAAAGUUGUCAAGCAGAUAGAAUAUUGUGCGUUUGAGAUUGUCAACAAAUUAGAGACAAUUUAGAAACUAAUAAAAUAAAGUUUAAAUGUCAAGUACUUUAAUGAUAUGUUUUAUCUUUUUUUCCAUAU
Molecule: messenger RNA, 6118 nt
Organism: Chiloscyllium plagiosum (whitespotted bambooshark)
Lineage: Eukaryota; Metazoa; Chordata; Chondrichthyes; Orectolobiformes; Hemiscylliidae
Product: four and a half LIM domains protein 2-like
Cellular component (GO): nucleus; Z disc
Molecular function (GO): transcription coregulator activity
Source: RefSeq, a predicted model, not a curated record